AAUCAUUAAGAUGUCAUGUUUGUAGAAAAAAGAGAGCAACACUGUCUGAGGUCAAAUUUUAGGAGAAGUUAACGUGGUUUUAUAUUUAAUUUCCCAAUUAUAAAAAGCUGCAAUUGCAUUUCUGCAAUUGAGUCUGGUUCCUUCGCUUCUCACAACUCACCAAAGAUUCAUUGAAGGAUGGGUCAAGCUUUAGGUUGUGUUCAAGUAGACCAGUCGAAUGUGGCCAUCAAGGAGCAAUUUGGAAAAUACAGUGACGUGCUGCAGCCUGGAUGUCACUGCUUGCCUUGGUGUUUUGGUUUCCAGAUAGCUGGUAAGCUAUCACUAAGAGUGCAGCAACUUGAUGUUCGAUGUGAAACAAAAACAAAGAUUUUUUUACUGUCAUUGGCUUCUCAGGAUAAUGUCUUCGUAAAUGUGGUUGCAUCUGUGCAAUAUCGUGCCUUGGCUGAGAAAGCAUCGGAUGCUUUCUAUAGGCUUACCAACACCAGGGAACAGAUCCAAUCAUAUGUUUUUGAUGUUAUAAGAGCAAGUGUACCAAAGUUGGAGUUGGACUCUGUCUUUGAGCAGAAAAAUGAAAUAGCAAGGGCUGUAGAAGAUGAGCUUGAAAAGGCCAUGUCUACUUAUGGAUAUGAGAUUGUUCAGACUCUUAUUGUUGAUAUAGAGCCUGAUGUUAAUGUCAAGCGAGCAAUGAAUGAGAUCAACGCAGCUGCUAGGCUGAGAUUGGCAGCGAAUGAAAAGGCUGAAGCGGAGAAAAUACUGCAGAUUAAGAAAGCUGAGGGAGAAGCUGAAUCCAAAUAUCUGUCAGGACUUGGAAUUGCUCGUCAGCGUCAAGCCAUUGUGGAUGGGCUAAGGGACAGCGUGCUAGCUUUCUCAGAAAAUGUGCCUGGUACUACAGCUAAAGAUGUCAUGGAUAUGGUGCUUGUGACUCAAUACUUCGACACUAUGAAGGAGAUUGGGGCAUCCUCAAAGUCCUCAUCUGUGUUCAUACCACAUGGCCCUGGUGCAGUGAAGGAUAUUGCUGUGCAGAUUCGGGACGGUCUCCUUCAGGCCCAUGCUUCCCAGAAUUGAGCUUUUCUGUAAUUGUGGAUGGUCAGAUAUUUUGCGUGCCUGGUUUAUUUGUGGAUUACUUGUGAAUUGAUGCUUUAUAUGUAAUUAAUAGUUUAAGGAAAUGCUUCUUUUUCCUAAAGUAAUUAUUUAUUAGUAUUUAUGUUUAAGAGAUCUACAGAAGGUUGUCCAUUACAUGUACACAUCUACUCUUGAGUGCUAAUAUGUACCCUUUUUUUGUAUAUUGAGUGAUAAGUGCUAAUUUGUGCCUUUUAUGUGCUUAA
Prosopis cineraria is the source of this 1325-nucleotide messenger RNA. Its product is annotated as hypersensitive-induced response protein 1. Bases 178 to 1065 code for a protein of 295 amino acids. The record is from RefSeq and is a predicted model, not a curated record. Lineage: Eukaryota; Viridiplantae; Streptophyta; Magnoliopsida; Fabales; Fabaceae. The transcript has 6 exons.